This is a messenger RNA of Patella vulgata (common limpet), 5241 nucleotides long. Its product is annotated as suppressor of tumorigenicity 7 protein homolog. The record is from RefSeq and is a predicted model, not a curated record. Gene Ontology annotation, molecular function: protein binding. Bases 11 to 1645 code for a protein of 544 amino acids. The transcript is spliced from 15 exons. NCBI's taxonomy places the organism in Eukaryota, Metazoa, Mollusca, Gastropoda, Patellidae.
GAUCUUCAAGAUGGCUGGUUUCCUGUCGAGAUUUUUCGACAAGCUAAAAUCUUGGAUUGCGUGGUCCUGGACAUAUUUGUGGGCUGUAUGGUUUAUCCUGGUUAUGUUCGUUAUUUAUAUUCUUCGAGGACCACUGAAAUUAACAUCAAUGUUUUUGAACACACUCACCCCCAAGUUUUACGUGGCUUUGACGGGUACAUCAUCACUUAUAUCCGGCCUGAUACUUAUAUUUGAAUGGUGGUAUUUUAAGAAGUAUGGUACAUCAUUUAUAGAGCAAGUUUCAUUAAAUCAUAUUUCUCCGUUACUAUGUGGCAGUGACAAUGCACCAGAAACCACAAACCCUACAAAUACCACACAACAACAGACAAUACCAGACUGUAAGUUAUGGCGGAACCCACUGAAUUUAUUUCGAGGUUCAGAAUAUCAGAGAUUUCAGUGGGCAACUAAUAAAGAACCUCUAACAUAUUAUGAUAUGAAUUUAUCAGCUCAGGAUCAUCAGACGUUCUUUACCUGUGAAGCAGAUGCAGGGAAAGCUGAAUAUGAGAUUAUGCAGAUGGCGUGGAGAGAGCGGAAUCCUCAAGCUAGAAUAAAAGCAGCACAUGAAGCAUUAGAAAAAAAUCCUGAAUGUGUACCAGCUUUGAUAUUAUUAGCAGAAGAAGAAACAACUACUAUAUUAGAUAGUGAGAAAUUUUUAAAACAAGCAUAUAAAAUAGUUGAAGGAAAUUAUAAGAAAACUGUACCUAGUCAACAUAUGACACCACAACAAGAAUCUGUACACAGAAGAGAUAAUAAUUUAGUUGUAUAUAUAAAAAGAAGAUUAGCAAUGUGUGCUAGAAAACUUGGCAAAAUAAAAGAAACUAUUAAAAUGAUGAAAGAUUUAUUAAAAGAAUUUCCUAUGAUGAAUUUUAAUAUCCAUGAAAAUUUAAUAGAAUGUUUAUUAGAAGCCCAAUUAUACUCAGAAGUACAAACAUUAUUAGCUAAAUAUGAUGAUAUAAGUUUACCAAAAUCUGCUACUAUAUGUUAUACAGCAGCGUUAUUAAAAGCCAGAGCUGUGGCUGAUAAAUUUUCUCCUGAUAUAGCCAGUAAAAGAGGUUUAAGUACGGCUGAGAUGACUGCUGUAGAAGCUAUACAUAGAGCUGUAGAAUUUAAUCCACAUGUACCAAAGUACUUAUUAGAAAUGAAGAGUCUUAUAUUACCGCCAGAACAUGUAUUAAAACGAGGCGACAGUGAGGCCCUGGCAUAUGCAUUUUUUCAUAUUAAUCAUUGGAAGCGAGUGGAGGGUGCACUCAACUUAUUACACUGUACAUGGGAAGGAACAUUUAGAAUGAUUCCAUACCCAUUAGAGAAAGGUCAUUUGUUUUAUCCUUAUCCAACGUGUACAGAAGCUACUGAUAGAGAAUUAUUACCCACAUUUCAUGAAGUCUCUGUUUACCCAAAGAAAGAAUUACCAUUUUUCAUCUUAUUUACUGCUGGUCUGUGUUCAUUUACUGCUCUCCUUGCGUUAUUAACACAUCAAUAUCCUGAACCAAUGGGUGUUGUAGUCAGAACGAUGUUGAGUUGGUUAUAUCUACCACUGAGUUAUAUACUAGAGAAGUUAGAAGCCAUUUUACCUGCUAAUUUAUUACAUCAAUUAUCACGGAUAUAGACUUCAAAUUUAACAAUAUAUACAACAAUCAAAACAUACAAAUAUAAAAUCUGUCUUCAAGUUUCCCAAUGAUACAUUCAUUACCUGAUAUAAGUACAUUUUGACUAUUCCUUCCAUAUGGAUGGUGUAAAGUUCCGAACUGUUCCAAGGACAUAUUGAUCAAUCAGAUGUUAGUGUGCAAUCUUUAUAGAUAUCUGAUCCACGUGGUUAGUAAAACAGAAUGUCUUGUGGAUGCCUUGUAAAACAGACUUUUGGUAGUAUCCUUCCUUGGUUAGGGUUAUCGCAUUAUCGGAAUUUACGAUAGAUGAAUUUUCCGUACGCAAUUGACUUAUCCAACCAGACAGACAAUACAAGGUUCACACCCUCCUUGAAAAUCCUGGAAAAAUGAAAAUGUGAUUUCCAGUACUGGUAAAUCCUGAAAAAACAAGGUUACUCCUUGAAACUCAUGGAAAAUUAACAUUUAUUUUUUCGCUAUAUAUUUUAAGAUAUAAAACUGAACGUAGUCAUCGAAAUUCUCUUCAAAAGUUCAGGAGUUUGUCGCGGUAAAUGGACUCUUCUUCAGUGGAAUUCUCUACAGGGACUCCUGGAAUCUGGUAAAUAACUCCUGGAAAACUCCUGGAAUUUUAAAUGUUCUGAGUUGUGCACACCCUGCAAUAGACUCUCCCCAUAUUAAUACCACAAAAAGUGGCUUUUCUAUUGUGGAACCAUUGGAAUUCGACAAUGGUAACUAAGUUACUGGAGUAACUUCCCUUUGUUAAGAAGAGCAAUGGGGAAUCUUCACUAUACCCAACCGGGUAGACACUAGACUCUCCCCAUUUUAAUACUGCAAAAGGUGGCUUUUCUAUUGUGGAGCCAUUGGAAUUCGACAAUGGUAACUAAGUUACUGGAGUAACUUCCCUUUGUUAAGAAGCGACCUGGGUAACUCAAGACAUUUUAUUGUGAUGAACUCUUCAAUUAAUUGAUAGAUGAAAAUAUAAUAUUAUAAAUGAUAUUAUUUUCAUGUAUUCUGUUGAAUUUAAAACUUACGUCAAUGUUUUUAAAUGAAAGGAUUCAUGUUUUUUGAAGAUUUCUUUGAAAUAUAUAUUUUUAAUAUAUUGACACAUCGGCAUACAGGACAACAGGGGUUGGGGGUGGGGCUGCAAAUAUUUUGACCAUUAGCUAUUAUAGAUAUACUAAGUUCUCUAGUUUUGCCUCACAAAUGAUUAAUUUAAGUUUUCGGAAAAGAAAAAAAUAUUGGGGGGGGGGGGAACUGGAGCAUUCUCAUCCUAUUAUUGUAUCAUGAAUUCUAUUUGGGCGAACUGGAGCCAACCUGAUUAAAACACAGAAUCUAUUUCGUUUCAUUUUUUAUAGUUCAAAAUUUCGUUUUACUUGUCUUUCCUACACUAGGAUCGGGAAGGGUUGUUAUAUUACCAGCAUUUUGAUGAAAGUGAGGGAUUAGCGAGUUGUUGGCCUUUUGAUGCACGAAAUCACUAGAAACGUCAGCGCUGAUUGAUUAAUCAAUGUCUGACAUGAUAGGGUCAAAAGCCGCUCGUUUGACCCCUUAUGUUAACUCCAACUAUAACUUAUCAGAUCUUCAUGUAGUGUAGGCCAUCGAAAGUAUAAAAAUAAAACGGAAAUGAAAUAUAGAUCUGUAUUAUAAUCAGUUUGAUCUGGAGCAUGCUCAUCCUAUUAUUAUAUCAGGAAUUCUAUAUAACGAGCUUUACAUGACAUUGUUAAAUAAUAAAACUAUGUUACAGAUUUUAUAUAUAUUUGAUAAAUCUUUGUUGUUCAGAUAAAAUACAUUGUUUAAAACCUAAAUCAUGAUACAAUAUAUUAUUUUCUUAUCAUAUACCUGAUGCACAUUAGUAAUUCCAAACCUGGUGUCCGUGCUCCUAAUAUGGGUUCCUCUGAUAUUUGUAAACUAACAUACAAAAAUAAUCACAAAAGUAAAAAGAUUUUUUUAAGUGCAGUUCAGACAGAAAAAUUUCAGAUGUGUUCUGUGAUGUAAAGAUUCUAAUUAUGUACUUUUUUAUUAGAGAGUAUGUCUCUGAACAUCAUUUGAAGGAUUUUUAAUCCCUUGUCGACUUCAAUAUUGUGAAUAUUCUCUAAGCAGGAACGUCAGUCGAAAAAUGGUUCAGCUCUGUUCAGUAUUCAUAAAGAUCUGGCACAGAAUUUAGAAUUUAUUCAAAAUUGUUCGCCUUAUUUUAACUAAAUUAUUACCUUUUAUAAAACUUUUGUUGUUUUAAUGUAUCAAAUACAUCAAUAAAAAACGUUUUGUGUUUCUGGAUCAAAGAUAUUUCUCAUAAACAGUGAAUGAAAGCUGAGUAAAUUCUAAACUUAAGUCUGAGAAUGCCUUUGUGAACUCGGGGCCAGAUGAAUUGAAAAUUUCCGAACAUUUGCAUUCUCUACUGACGAUAUAAAGAAGCCCACUCUACAUAAUCUUUUGAUGGAUCUCUUCUUAAUCUGAUUGAAUCCAAGCAGAGGAAUUAUCUGGCGUUGAUAUUUUGUUUUGUUUUUUUUAAACAAAAUAUUAAAUAAUUAAUUUGUAUGCAUUUUACGGUGAAUUAGAUAUUGGUCGAAAAAAUGCAAAAGACGAUCAACUUUCAGUUUCCUCAAAGAAAUACUUCUCUUGAUUUGAAGCAUUUCUAUUUUUACAAUUUUCUGUGUUCAGAUUCUUAAAAUGGUUGGAAGAUUUAUGAGUAAUGAAGUUUUAAGCCUUUUUUAGAUAUAAUUUACACACUUUAUUAUUGAGAAUUAUAAUAAAACAAAUGUAUAUUUGAAAAAAACAUUUAACAUAUCAGAUCUUCUCACUGUUGUCCGAUUGGGUGGUGGGGAUCCGGACGAUGAUACCAGAUGUCAGUUAUUUCUUGAAAUCAAAGAAAUAGCUGCAGUGUUGGUACACUUAAUCAACAAAGCUUUUGAAAAUCAUGCUGAAAAAAUUAACUGAUUUAUUUUGUGUUGUGUUAAAGAUGCAUUAUGUAAGAUUUAGAUAAAUAGCUGGCCGUUUUUUUUGCUAUAAUAGUUCAAUAAUAGAUAAUGGAAAAUUAAUAUAUUGGAAAUUUCAUUCAAAUUAUAUUAUUCUGAAGAAAUUAUGUUUUUGAAAUUUUAACAAGGUGUAGCAUGGAUUGUUUUUUAUCGUACCAACGGCACUUGACAAUCGAGACCAAGUCUCAAAUCACUAUUUUUAAAUUAAAUUAUUAAAUGGCCAUCAUGUUUCAAUCCAUUAAAAAUCACGACCAUCCAAUGGUGUAGAGAGUUGAUUAUGAGAUUGUCAUAUGAAUAAACGCCAAAUUAAUAAUUCAUAUAACAUUUGAGGCCAAAAGAAAUGAAAUGAAAUGGGGUUUAACAUCCUACUGUUCUGCUCCGAACUGGGCUAAUUAAGACGGAAGCGGCCAAAAGAAAGGCCUGCAAAAGGCAGAUUUAGCUCUUUCAUUAUGUAUCUUUUAACAAAGAUUUAGAAAAUCAUGUUAAGAAAUGUGCUGAUUUAUUUUGUGUUAUGUUAAGAUUUAAAGAGAACUAGUCUUUGUUUGUAAAUUUGAUGCCUCUGAAUGUUUUUACUUGUCAGAAUCUGAGAGUUUCAAGUGUUGUUAUGUUGAAUAAAAACCCAAAGAAGAAAA